GCCUCAUCACUCACACACAGGAGAUCAGAGUGUGAGGAAAGAGCAGCUGUCGGCAGUGGGACGUAUGGCAAGGAGGGCUCCCUGAGGUUCUACAUCAGGUCAAGAAUUUUAGCUGCUGGUGGUGUUGUUUUGCAUUGCCUUUUAAGUCCCAAAGAAGAACCAGGUGACAUCCCACCUCACCUCAACCCCAUUUGCAAUCAUGCUUCACUCUCCCGCUCCACUGAAAACAGCACUGGCCUAUGAGUGCUUCCAGGAUCAGGCCAAUUCUACCCUCGCUUUGCCUUCAGAUCACAAGCUGAAGACAAGGGGCACAGGAAAACAAAGGGUCCAGGAGCAGGUGAUGAUGACAGUGAAGCGGCAGAAGCAAAAGACAUCGCUUUCAUCAGCAUCCAAUGCAGCAGGUCACUCCAACCGAGGUUCCUUGUAUGAUGGUGUAGCUGAUGGUUACAGCAGUUAUGGAACAGCCCGUGGAAGCUACUAUGCCAAAGCCCACACAGGAAAUAAUUGGGGCCACGCGAUGUACAAUGGGACCCUCAAAAGGGAACCCGCGGAGAACAAGCGCUACAGUUCAUACAGCCAAAUGGAUAGCUGGGCUGGGAGGAACUACAACAAGAUCUGCAGUCCUACUAGUCCUGGCAGUGAUUACUGCUUUGUACAGAAUAUGAAGAGUAGCCGGAGUGAGCCCGAUCUCUACUAUGACCCUCCACGGGGCACACUAAGGAGAAACCAGAGUGGAAGCCGUGUGAGUCACAAAGCCAGUUUGAAUCGCCACAGCCUCUACAGCACUACAUGCAAUAACCAGGGAAUUACAACUACUACAAGGACAAGCAAGAGAAUCCCAGUCCGCACUUCCUCUUACACUUCUACUAAUAAACAAGAUGUGGUCUAUGCUCAGCCUGUAGCUAGCAAACCAGAUGUGAUUUACGGACAGCCUCCUUCCAAUUCAAAAAUUACCCACGAUGAGAUGGAUUAUGGAGCCAUGACCAUCCAGAAAGCCAUUCAAUUCCUGUGUGCCUCAGAUGAGAAGUAUCAGGCCACAGGUGCUUACUACCUCCAGCACACCUGUUUUCAAGAUGAGUCUGCCAAGCAGGAGGUCUACCGACUUGGUGGCAUUUCCAAGCUCAUUGAACUUCUCCGUAGCCCAGAUGAAAAUGUGCAGCAGGCUUCAGCUGGAGCCCUUCGAAACUUAGUCUUCAGAAACCCAACAAACAAGUUAGAAACCCGUCGGCAGAAUGGAAUUCGGGAGUGUGUGAGCCUUCUGAGGAGGACUGGAAAUACAGAAAUACAGAAGCAGCUGACAGGUCUGCUCUGGAACCUUUCAUCCACUGAUGAACUGAAAGAAGAUUUGAUACAUGAUGCUCUCCCUGUUCUGACUGAUCGUGUGAUUAUUCCUUUUUCUGGAUGGUCUGAUGGUAUUAGUAACAGAUCAAGAGAAAUGGUUGACCCAGAGGUUUUCUUCAAUGCCACUGGCUGCUUGAGGAACUUGAGUUCUGCAGAUGUUGGACGCCAAACCAUGAGAAACUACCCUGGACUGAUUGACUCUGUAAUGACUUAUUCCCAGAACUGCGUGGCUGCCAAUCGACCAGAUGAUAAGUCUGUGGAGAAUUGCAUCUGUAUCUUGCAUAAUCUGUCUUACCGCCUGGAUGCUGAGGUGCCGAAUAAAUACACACAGCUUAACCAUAUGGCCAGGAGCACUUACACAGACAAAAGCUUGACAGGAUGCUUCAAUAACAGAGGAGGGAAAAUGGAGUAUGAUGAAUUUGAUCUACCUCUUCCGGAAGAGGAUUAUAAACCCAGAGGGUCCAGCUGGUUGUACCACUCCGAUGCCAUUCGCACGUAUUUGUCUCUAAUGGAUCAGAGCAAGAAGGAUGCCACCUUGGAGGCUUGUGCUGGAGCUCUGCAAAAUCUGACUGCAAGCAGAGGACUGAUGUCAAAUGCAAUGAGUCAACUGAUUGCUUUAAAGGAGAAAGGUUUGCCCCGCAUAGCACGCCUCCUGCAAUCCAACAAUUCUGAAGUUGUCCGAUCUGGAACAUCCUUAUUGAGCAAUAUGUCCCGACACCCUGUUCUCCACAAAACUAUGGCUCACCAGGUGCUCCCAGAUGUGACUCGUCUUCUAGCUCUCACGGCCCCAGGUUCCCCCAACUAUGGGGACACAAUGACAUCUGCUUGCUAUGCCCUGAGGAACCUAAUGAUAUCCAACCCACAGAUGGCCAAGCCUUAUCUGACUGGCAGCUUGAUAAAUAAUGUUGUGGGCCUUUGCCGAAAUGGAUCCUAUCCUAAAGCAGCUGAAGCAGCCCGCUUGCUACUGUCCGACCUGUGGUCAAACAGAGAGCUUCAGUCUAUACUAAAACAGCAAGGAUAUGACAAGAAUAUGAUGGGAUCCUUAACAGGAAGCACUUUGAGGAAUUUGUCUUCCAGAUUCUAAGAAAGCAUCUUCAUAACAUAAUUGGAUUGCAGAAUUUGUAACUGGUUCCUGUUUGGAGACCCAAAUCUUCAAGGAAUUAGUUAAGACAUUAAAAUGCAUACACAAUGUUUUGAGAAUUAGUUCCAUUGUAAAACUUGGUAUGGAAACUGUAUACCUGAUUAUAGGUAUCUUAAAAUGUUUAAAUGUGGGGUUUUUUUUUCUUUCGGUGAGGGUUGGAUUGGGUUGGGUUUGGGGAUUUGAGGUUAAUGUUACUUUUUAUUCUUGUAAAAAGAGGGGGACUUAUAACUUCAAAAAAAAAACGCCCAAUAUGGACUUCAUCACACGCAAUAAAAUCAGCAAUCUACAAAUUUAAGAAACAGCUACCGACAGAGCCCAUCGCAUGAUGCAAGCUUAUAUUUCACCAUUUCUAAAGUGUUGUUUUUUUCUACACUGCUUAAGCCAAUUAGCAAUAAACUUCUUUUUCAGUUCCCCACAUAGAGAUGUGUAAAGAAGCCCAAUUUAACAUGUGAAUGGGAAUUCCCCCUUGUGCACUCGUAAACAUAACAAUGAUUUCAUCAUGGAGGGAGGAGCCGAGAUCGACAGUAUUGAUUUCUUUCUUCUGCCAUUGCCAUUUUGGGACUGAGGAAGAAGAAAUGGUGAUUUGUAUCUCUUUUUAAAUGUAAAAAGUUAAAAAGUACUUCCACAAGACAAAACACGGAGGAUUUUUUUUCUAUCCAAAGAAAAUGGGGGAGGAAGAAGAAACAUGUCUCUUGUGUGAUGAGACAGCAAAUUGAUAAUUUGAAAAGAAAGUGGAAAGAGGGAAACCAUGUGGUGGGGGUAGGAAAAUCAUCCAUUUAAUUUCCAAACAGGGAGUUGUGAUGCUUAAGGGGAAAGCAAUGAUCCCAAAUGCUUUACUUAUCCUGUGGGAUGAAGUCCUAAGUUAGGUACUUAAUUUCCCACCUGGUAUCAGACUUUAGUCCUAAGGAACUUUGAGGGGGACUACUUUGUUCUAAAAGUUUACAUAUAAUCAACAUAUGUAAGGACAGGCUUCUCAGACUUUACAUUUUUAUAUUUUAUUGGACUGCGCCAUCCCACGUAUUUAGUGAUUAGACAUGCAGGCUGAAGAUAACAGAAAUUUUAGUUCAGUACCCUCAAGGGAUUUAAUAUUCGGUAAGUUUGAUAUAGGGAAGGAGAAUCAGAAUUACAGUGUAUUUGAGUGUCAUAUAUGUUUCUGCAAGUUCAAUCCAAUGUUCAUUUACUUGGAAAUAAGUCCUAUUGGGUUCAGUUGGAAUUAUGCAUCUGCAAGUAUGUGAAGUAGUGGAAGUCUAAGGCUGUAGUGCUAUGCCCUCUUACUUGUGGAAAAAUCCUGUUGAACACAAUGGGGCUUCCAUGAGGGCAAACAUAUAUAGACACAUGCGAUAAGCAUUUUUAAUUCAUCCGUUUUAAGAAAUUGUAUAAAAUUACUAACAUCCUAGGUGUUUAUUUCAUUGUCAGUGGCCAUUAUACACAAAUAUUUAGCAUACUGCUCUUAUUUUAGAUUGCUAAGUUUCUUCCUCCCCACCCCAAACUUUAUUGGCAUCAUGUCCCCCCCCCCCUCUGCAUUUCUCUAUCAGGUCUACUUUUAUAUUCCACUCUAUUGCUAGGCAUUUGUUUUGUUAUAGAUUUUAGUUUUUAAAACCCAAGAAGCAAAUUCAUGUUGGACAUUUUUUUUCUUGAAUAAGUUCUUGAUAUUUUUUAAAAACUUUAUUUUUAUACUAUAUAUAAGAAUUGGGGAUUGUUGAACACUGGGACUCCCAAAGUAAUGCUUAAUUGGGGGUUUAAACUACCAUAUAGUUCUGUAUGGCUCUGAAAAAGGUAUUCAGUGAAACAGCUCUGUCAAGUUCAGAAGCUCAGAUAGAAGAUAAAUUGACAUAAACUACUUUUCAGUGUCUUUUCUAAAAGUUACCUGUAGGAACUGUAAUGAAAUAGUAUUAACAAGAAAUGAAUGAAAUAGAACUACCUAUUAUUGAAGUAUUUUAAAUGCUUGAUACACAACAAGAUGUAUUUCGUUUUAUUUUGACCAAUAAUUCUUAGGGCAUGGGGGAAAGGGGGAUGAUCACUUGUUUUAACCAAUGACUUUUUAUUGAGUCAUUAAAAUGUAAUUGCCCUCAUGCUUUCCAAAUACUAUGUCAGUCUUUAGUUCUUCUGUCAGAAGGGCUUCUUUUACAUGUUCCAGUGGCAUGUAACAAUUCUCUUAUGCUUUAUGUGGUUUUUUAAUGCAGGAGUUACUGUUUGGGGGAUAGGUCAGGAGGUUGAAUAGAUAGUUGGCAGCUUAAACCCACCUUUCUCGUUAUAGCUAGAGAAAUGCACAGGGCACAUGCAGAUUUGCACUGCUACAAAUUGGAGAGGAAAUUUUAAACAUUAUUCUUCAUCCACAUCUUCACCCCAUGGUCUAAAAAAAGGAAAAUGGCGUUCCACAGUCAUACCUAACUAAAAACAAAAACAGUACACUAAAUCUGGUUGUUAUUUUUUAAAGAAUAGAUCCUUUGAAUUAAGAAGGUCUAUUCUAUGCUGAAUUAGCAGUUGGAUUUGGGCCUAUAUUUUUCACAUAGUAAGUUAGUGAUUUUAUGUAGAUAGGUUCACUUGAGAAAGUUAAAGGAAGGAAAGACACCAACCUUCAUCUUCCCACUGACAACCAUUUAUGUCCUCUGGGAAAUUUCUCUGGAGAGGUUGGGGGACAUUUUCCUGAGGAAUGUAAAAUAGGGCACAGAAAGCUACUGGAUGGGGUGGGUAUUGCCCUGUGUCAGACUUAUCUGAAUAAUGCAUACCUGAAUAAAUACACCCUGAGUGAGCAGAGAGUGGCUAAGUAGGUGACUAGGAAAAUAAUAGCUACAGGCUGAAGAAACAUAAACUUUAGGAAGCAGUAGGGUUUGGGAAAAGAAGACUGGAACAGGAAGUGGUUCAGAAUAGGGACGAGGAAGAGAAGGGGUUGAGAAGGAGGCAGUUGAGAGGCAAACAGAGAGGGAUGGGUGGGCAUUGCCUAAAAAUCCAAAGAAGAAGAAAUAUUAAAUGUAUUUAGUAUUAUUUUUUGCAAUAAUCAAUCAAUGUCUUUGGGAAUCGGUGUUCAGACACUAACUGGUGAACUUUUCCUAGCUCUAAAUUAGAUUGUAUUUCAUCUCUUAUGUUGUGCACUGGGACUGUAGAACUUUGACAGCAAUGUUGCUGCCGUUGUUAGUCCCCACAAUACCCCAAUAUAAAUAUUGUUCUGGAGCAUUUUGGGAAGUUGCCUGGAGCUGAUUGGGACCACAAAAUGAUAAUAUUUUUAAGGAGGGAGGACUAUGUGCUGGGAACCCAACAACUGCCUGAGAAUACUGUUUUAUGAUGCCAGGUGUGGUAAUAAACAAAAUAUUUAACAUUAGAUUCUUCAUAAUAAUAAAGUGAUAAAAUCUAUUGGCAUAUUUUAUGCAUUAAUAUAUUUACACAUACAUUGAUUUGGCUAUGUUGACAAAAUUAUUUGGUGUAACAGUAGUGAUAUCAACAUAUCUGUGACUUUCUAGGUUAAUAAAAGGCUUUGGUGCAACUAGUUAAUGAUCAAAUGAACAAGAUGCACCAUUUAUGUAUGUUUCCUCUCUGUAAUCCAGUCCCAUAAAUGUUUGUAUGUAAGAGUUAUAUACAAGUAGUUAUGUCAACAGUUCUAUGAUGGUUCAUGUUUUUUAUGUUAUUAAGUCCUUGUUGUCACAUAUCCCUAGAUCUAGUGUAUGUAUUAUUUGGCAAUCUAUAUUGAAAGGACGAAAUAUGUGACUCUGGAAUACUAUUUGGAAGGAUGGGCUGAACCCAACAAGCAAAUUGUAAGAAUCAUGAUAUUUGCAUAGGACAUGGCUCACCUAAAUAAAUGGCGUGCCUGAUUUUUUUAAUGCAAUACAACUGUUUGGUUAACUCCUGACACAAUAAAUAAAUAACAGCAAAAGCAAAUGGUAUUUUUGUUAUAAGGACUUGCUUUUUUAUGUCUUACAAAGUGCUAGUGAAAGGAUGUUGUGGGUAUCCAAUACAUCAUUUCAGAAGACACAAGCAGAACAAAAAAAAAUGAACUUUUUCCAGCUUUAGUCCUUUUUUGUAUUGCUUAUACUUACUACUUUUCUAACACCACAAUGACCACUAAUUCAUCUAUGCAGUUAUACAAAGUAUUUUGUAAGAUAUAUGUGUGAGAAUCCCAUUUCAGCAUUGUUUUUCCUUUACUGUAUAUGUAUUUGCUUCAUUGUAACACUAAGAUCAAUAAAGUGCUGGAAGUUAAGUUUUCA
Molecule: messenger RNA, 6681 nt
Organism: Anolis sagrei ordinatus
Lineage: Eukaryota; Metazoa; Chordata; Lepidosauria; Squamata; Anolidae
Gene: PKP1
Product: plakophilin 1
Biological process (GO): cell-cell adhesion; cell-cell junction assembly; intermediate filament bundle assembly
Cellular component (GO): adherens junction; cytoplasm; nucleus
Molecular function (GO): cadherin binding
Source: RefSeq, a predicted model, not a curated record